ACUCACGAGGAAAAGAAAAGAAAAAAAGAAGUCACUUGAACCUGUUUUUCUAUACAGAAACAACUCCUCUAAGCCUGUAAAAGUAUCCAUCCUGCAACCCUGUCCCUUUCCAACUGCACGGCUUCGCUGACCCCGCGGACAGGCUCAACUUGAAAGCGUUCUUCCCAGACUCUCGCUGCAGACGCCGGCGGGAGCUUCGGGCACUUCUGCAGGAGGAGCAGCCCGCUCGCUCCGGGCCCAUCCGCACACCGCUCCGCGGCCCUCACUUCAGGAGCAAAUGCCAGCAUGACUGGGAUCUGAGGAGGCAUCUCCGUGUUCUUACCAGAAGUUUGUGGCUCCAGAGGAGGGGUGCAAGGACAGCAGGAACAUUUUGAGCUAAAAUGGAUAUUCCCACUGAUUUGGUGCCAUCCUCCAUGAUGUCACAGCCUGAGGUGAUCGAGUCCACAGCCAUGAGUGAACCACAGUGCUACUACAAUGAAACCAUUGCCUUCUUUUAUAACCGGAGUGGAAAAUAUCUAGCCACUGAAUGGAACACUGUCAGCAAGCUCGUAAUGGGCUUGGGGAUUACCGUCUGCAUCUUCAUCAUGCUAGCCAACCUCUUGGUUAUGGUGGCUAUUUAUGUCAACCGCCGAUUCCACUUUCCUAUUUAUUACUUAAUGGCCAACUUAGCCGCCGCAGACUUUUUUGCAGGGCUGGCCUACUUUUACUUAAUGUUCAACACGGGACCUAAUACUAGAAGACUGACUGUAAGCACCUGGCUUCUCCGUCAGGGUCUCAUUGACACUAGCCUGACAGCCUCUGUGGCCAAUCUGCUGGCCAUCGCCAUCGAGCGGCACAUUACAGUCUUUCGCAUGCAGCUGCAUACUCGGAUGAGCAACCGGCGAGUGGUGGUGGUAAUUGUUGUUAUCUGGACUAUGGCCAUCGUAAUGGGUGCCAUACCAAGUGUCGGAUGGAACUGUAUUUGUGAUAUCACUCACUGCUCCAACAUGGCACCGCUCUAUAGUGACUCCUACCUGGUCUUCUGGGCUAUUUUCAACCUGGUCACUUUUGUGGUCAUGGUGGUCUUAUACGCUCAUAUCUUUGGGUAUGUCCGCCAAAGGACUAUGAGAAUGUCCAGACACAGUUCUGGACCUCGCAGGAAUCGGGACACCAUGAUGAGCCUCCUGAAGACUGUGGUCAUUGUGCUUGGUGCUUUCAUAAUCUGCUGGACCCCAGGACUAGUCUUGCUUCUCCUUGAUGUGUGCUGCCCACAGUGCAACGUCUUGGCCUACGAGAAGUUCUUCCUUCUCCUCGCAGAGUUCAACUCCGCCAUGAACCCCAUCAUCUACUCCUACCGGGACAAGGAGAUGAGCGCGACCUUCAAGCAGAUCCUCUGCUGCCAGCGCAGCGAGAGCGCCAACGGCCCCACCGAAGGCUCCGACCGCUCGGCCUCCUCGCUCAACCACACCAUCCUGGCCGGCGUCCACAGCAACGACCACUCGGUGGUGUAAAGGCCCCGCUGGCCCCCCCACCGACGGAGCUGCCGCAGGGAGGUAACCCACUCACAAGAUCUUCUCAAACACUAAUGGACCUCAAGCGCUUCUUUUCCAGGAGCCCAGUGCGGCGC
Messenger RNA from Tympanuchus pallidicinctus (lesser prairie-chicken), 1606 nucleotides. It is a transcript of the gene LPAR1, whose product is annotated as lysophosphatidic acid receptor 1. Gene Ontology annotation, cellular component: membrane. Lineage: Eukaryota; Metazoa; Chordata; Aves; Galliformes; Phasianidae. The record is from RefSeq and is a predicted model, not a curated record. Bases 381 to 1490 code for a protein of 369 amino acids. Gene Ontology annotation, biological process: neurogenesis; phospholipase C-activating G protein-coupled receptor signaling pathway. The transcript is spliced from 4 exons. Gene Ontology annotation, molecular function: lysophosphatidic acid receptor activity.